UGAAAAAUUUCAAAUGAUAUACUUAUAUAGAUAUCCACUGAAAAGCCAAAACUUUCCCAAGAAAAUGGACGAGAAAAGAAAAUCCCAUCACAAAAUGACAAGAAUAUUGACGUAAGAUGAUGGUCAUGGUGGAGCUAGCUCGUUUGCCUCUGAAAUCUGUUUAAAAAAUUUCUUUUUACACACACACACAUAUAUAUGUGUGUGUAAUACAAUGGCAUGAAGAAGAAGAUACAAUACCCAAACUGACGAGAAAACGGGAAAGUGUUUAUGCUGCUUUUGAUUUGAGUUUUCUCCCAAAGGUCGACACUCAAUCUCUUGCUUGAAGCUUUUUCCAAAUUGAAACGAAGAUCCAUAAGAAGAUAUAACCACAAAAAAGAGCUCUUUUUUUUUACUCUUAACUUGGCUUAGCUUCAACAAAUUAAUACGAUUCCCUCCUUGAGUUGAAUUGAAAGAAAAGAGCUUGGUCAAGGAGUUUUUUGUCUUGAAUUUGAUUGAACUUCGUUAUUGAAGAGGUGUGAAUUUGAACAUGGGAGAUCAUUUUGUGUUGCUGGUGGAUCGGUUGCUGACAGAAUCCACUCUGGAAGCUGCAAUUGAGAGCAGAAAUCGGUCUCUCGAGGCGGCGAAAUCAACAGUUGAUGACUCAGAACUUGAGAAUUCUCCCAAGAAGAUUGAGUUCGGGGAUAUAUUAACUCCAAGGAAACUGGUGGAGUGCAGGAUUUGCCAAGAUGAAGAUGAUGAUUCAAAUAUGGAAACACCUUGCUCUUGUUGUGGCAGCUUGAAGUAUGCUCAUCGCAGAUGUGUGCAGAGAUGGUGCAAUGAGAAGGGAGACACAACAUGUGAGAUAUGCCACCAGCAAUUCAAGCCUGGUUACACAGCUCCACCUCCCCUUUUCCAGUUUGGGCACAUUCCAUUGAACUUCAGGGGCAACUGGGAAAUCUCCAGGAGGGAGUUGAAUAAUCCUCGAAUCAUUGCAAUGGUCUCCACUGACAGGAAUUUCUUGCAUUCGCCAACCUAUGAUAACUAUUCAGCUUCGGCUACACGAAGCUUGAUGUGCUGUCGUUCAAUUGCUCUAAUCUUCAUGAUUCUUCUAAUUUUAAGGCAUACUCUUCCCCUCAUACUUGAUGGAGUCAAUGAAUUUACCUUCCCAUUGUUCUUGAUUUUGUUUCUCCGAACCGUAGGAAUUGUUCUUCCAAUCUAUGUCAUGGUAAAAGCAGUAACUGCUUUUCAGCACCAUCGCCAUCAACCGGAGCGUCCAAGUUCAUUGUCGAACGAAGAAACUCAGCAUUCGACGACUCUUGAGCCACAUGCUCAGAUCCUUCAUGCCAUCUAAGUAACCGAUGAAUCAUUAUAGGCUUGUGAUCAGCAGCAUCCACAGUUGCAUUGUGACUGCAGAAUUGUGGAGGGGAUUUUAGCUUUGCAAAGAAAAGGAUUGUAGGGGUCAGAAAAAAAUCAUGCCAUUGUACAUAGAAAAAUUAUACUAUGAAGACCUAAAAAACAAGCAAAAUCAAAAGAUGAAGUGUAAAUUUCUAAAUGGGAUUGUGUAAUUGUUUGGCAACUGGGAAAAAGAAACCAAAAAGAAUAAAUAAAUAUAUACAAAUUAAUGGAGAAAAGGAUGCCGUUUUAGUUGGCUUAUCUCAUUA
Messenger RNA from Mangifera indica (mango), 1640 nucleotides. RefSeq lists its product as uncharacterized. The transcript is spliced from 8 exons. Bases 527 to 1330 code for a protein of 267 amino acids. NCBI's taxonomy places the organism in Eukaryota, Viridiplantae, Streptophyta, Magnoliopsida, Sapindales, Anacardiaceae. Gene Ontology annotation, biological process: protein ubiquitination. Gene Ontology annotation, molecular function: ubiquitin-protein transferase activity; zinc ion binding. Gene Ontology annotation, cellular component: membrane. The record is from RefSeq and is a predicted model, not a curated record.